CCGCUGACAGGGGCAACAUUAGGCUGCACGACACCGGAACUCUGCAGCCACAGCGGCUCUGAUUAUUUCACCAUCGGGGUUCGGUCCAACAUGGCGGAUUACCGAUGGAAAUACUGAUGACAGUCCGAAAGAUCGCCUCGAUUUGUACGAUGGGCGCCAAUGCCUCUGCCUUGGAAAAGGAGAUUGGACCUGAACAGUUUCCAGUAAAUGAACAUUACUUCGGAUUGGUCAAUUUUGGAAACACCUGCUACUGUAAUUCAGUGCUGCAGGCUCUGUAUUUCUGUCGACCGUUCAGGGAGAAAGUGUUGGCAUAUAAGGUGCAGCCUCGGCGGAAGGAGUCCCUCCUCACCUGCUUGGCCGACCUGUUCAACAGCAUCGCCACACAGAAGAAGAAAGUCGGCGUCAUCCCGCCCAAAAAAUUCAUCUCGCGGCUAAGAAAGGAAAAUGAGCUGUUUGACAACUACAUGCAGCAGGAUGCCCACGAAUUCCUCAACUACCUCCUCAACACUAUCGCGGACCUUCUCCAGGAGGAGAAGAGCCAGGAGCGACAGCAGAACGGCAAGCUCGUACACAAUGGGAGUGGGGAAGGAAGUGAGGGGGUAGACGAAGGGGAAGGAGGGAAGGAGACACAGCAGACUUGGGUUCAUGAGAUCUUCCAAGGAACGCUGACCAAUGAGACGCGCUGCCUCAACUGUGAAGCUGUAAGCAGUAAGGACGAGGACUUCCUGGAUCUGUCAGUGGAUGUGGAGCAGAACACAUCAAUCACACACUGUCUCAGGGGUUUCAGCAACACAGAGACGUUAUGCAGUGAAUACAAGUAUUACUGUGAGCAGUGUCGCAGCAAACAGGAAGCCCAGAAAAGGAUGAGGGUAAAGAAGCUGCCCAUGAUCCUUGCCCUCCACCUGAAGCGCUUUAAAUACAUGGACCAGCUGCACCGCUACACCAAACUGUCCUAUCGCGUCGUCUUCCCCCUAGAGCUCCGCCUUUUCAACACGUCCGGAGACGCCACCAACCCCGACCGCAUGUACGACCUGGUUGCUGUCGUUGUUCACUGUGGCAGCGGUCCAAACCGCGGACACUACAUCACCAUCGUAAAGAGCCACGGCUUCUGGCUGCUGUUUGAUGAUGACAUUGUAGAGAAAAUUGAUGCACAGGCGAUUGAGGAGUUCUACGGUCUGACCUCAGACAUCUCUAAGAACUCUGAGUCGGGGUACAUCUUGUUCUACCAGUCAAGAGACUGAAACAGCCAUGGAUGCAUCCGCAACAGACUGUCCUCCCAGCAGAUGGGCGGAGUCACCGGCUGCGUCCACUACGUC
This is a messenger RNA of Nematolebias whitei (Rio pearlfish), 1316 nucleotides long. RefSeq names its product ubiquitin specific peptidase 12b (gene usp12b). The transcript has 10 exons. Gene Ontology annotation, cellular component: nucleus; cytosol. Lineage: Eukaryota; Metazoa; Chordata; Actinopteri; Cyprinodontiformes; Rivulidae. The coding region runs from base 105 to 1241 and encodes 378 amino acids. Gene Ontology annotation, biological process: protein deubiquitination. Gene Ontology annotation, molecular function: cysteine-type endopeptidase activity; cysteine-type deubiquitinase activity. The record is from RefSeq and is a predicted model, not a curated record.